Paramacrobiotus metropolitanus is the source of this 839-nucleotide messenger RNA. RefSeq lists its product as uncharacterized. The transcript is spliced from 3 exons. The coding region runs from base 368 to 784 and encodes 138 amino acids. The record is from RefSeq and is a predicted model, not a curated record. NCBI's taxonomy places the organism in Eukaryota, Metazoa, Tardigrada, Eutardigrada, Parachela, Macrobiotidae.
AGAUCGAAGUUGUGCUUCGGAUAAAACACCGCUUAAAGUGCUGUGCUGACCCGACUUAGCCAUGUUUACUGCCGAUAAACGUGUUUCUAACGGCAUCAAGGAAAUUCUAUGCUGCAUCGUAAUAUUAUGGAGCUGCCUGAUGGAUCAUGGCUCACAGUUUGUUCAUGCUCUUGAUUUGGAUAUUGGUAAAAUCGUCUCCCAACAAUUGCCAGCAUCCAUGUACAUGUUGCCAGUCUAAUAAAAUUUAAUCGACACAAGGCAUUACAGUACUACGAAUAGAUCGGUGCCUUUUGAUCAUCGAUUUAGUACCCAACAUAAUUUUAUCGAUACACAACAAAAAGCGCAGUUUUCUAAGGAGUGCGAGACGAUGAUGUGUGUGGAAAUUUUGAUCCUAUUGCAUUUUGUAUCGGUGUCGUACGGAGACAACUAUCCGCUGUUCGUUACUCGGCCGGAAGUACGGGCCAAUCCACACGGGGGGAUAACCGACAUUACUGGCAAUCUGGAGACACUAAUACUCGAUAUUGCCAAGGAUAUGAGAACUGAGAUCCCAGAUGAGCUAGUAAACCAGACGGUAUCGAAGCCGCCGCUUUACUCGCCAUCCUCCGAAGCACCCCAGCGGACCGCACUCCCGACUAAUCCCAACCACACAGCCGCCCUUGAAACUCACGAUUAUGGCACCGCGACAUUUCGCCGCGGACAUUUCAUCGUGGGACAAUUCGCCGUGGACAUUUCGUUUCACGCACAACUCGACGUGAGACAUUACGCUUUGGGACUUUUGGUUUAACGGAAAAAGGUCGCAAGGACAUUUUGUUUGGGGAACUGGCCGUUGGGACAUUCCG